CGUCUCCAAUUACACCGCCGCCGAGCGUGCAGCAGCAGCCGUUGAGGAGGAGUCAACCUACGUUGCAAUGGGUGCCGAUGUACCAUGCUGCGUUGCAGGAGCAGGCGCAAAGUCAAAGAUUGUCUGCGAUGGCUGCUUCUGCAGGACGACUUGGCCUGCCUGUUGUCCGGCCGUUAGGCAGGGGAGGGGCAGAGGAGAGGGAGAGUGGCGAGACUAUGGGUAGUGAGAUUAGUGGGUAUGAUGAUAAUGAUGGAUCGAGGGAGAGGAGUGGUGAGGGCGGGAUGGGCAGGACGCCGAUUUUACAUUCUACCCGGGCGACUUCGGGGGUCUUCCCAGAGGGCCCAAGGAAUGAUAGCGAGGAUGAAGAGGAGUUUGAGAAGAUGUUGGCUGGCGGUGGGAAUGGAGGCGAUGGAGGUAACGGCGGCAGUGGGGGGGCCAAGUGAUGGCAGCGCUGGUGGGAAUGGAGGCAGUGAGAAGGGGAAAGGGAAUGGCGAGGAGAAAGAAAAGGAUGAGAGUUGAUGGAGUUGGUUGUGUGGGCGGGUUUCAGGGCGUUCAUCAGUUGCCUCGCGUGCUUCUUCGUUGGGUUAUAUGAAGAAGGGGUUUCCCGGCUCCUAGAUCGACAGAUUCCCGACCCCUGAUGCCGGCCCGAACACCACCCAUGCAACCGAGACGAAAACGAGAUGGGUAUAUCCCGCCACAUCCAGAUUUGCGAACGAUAGAUGAACGAAAU
Messenger RNA from Hyaloscypha bicolor E, 730 nucleotides. RefSeq lists its product as uncharacterized. Bases 129 to 443 code for a protein of 104 amino acids. The transcript has a single exon. The record is from RefSeq and is a predicted model, not a curated record. Lineage: Eukaryota; Fungi; Ascomycota; Leotiomycetes; Helotiales; Hyaloscyphaceae.